AUGGACGGCGUCAUCGGCACGGUGGCGUUCGGGGACAUCUACGGCACGGAGCAGUUUGCGCACAAGAAGCACUUCCACGACGUGCUGGACGAAGCCAUGAGCGCCAAGGCCGGCUUCUCCGCCGAGGACUACUACCCCAACGCCGCCGGCCGCCUCGUGGACCGCCUCACCGGCGCCGCCGCGCGACGCGAGAGGGUGUUCAGGGACCUCGACGCCUUCUUCGACACCAUCAUCGACCAGCACCUGGUGGACCCGUCCUCCCGCGCCACGACGCCCGGCGGCCACGGCCCCGACCUCAUCGACGUCUUCGUCGACCUCAUGGAGGAGCGCCGCCAACGGCGACAGGUCGACGGCUCUCUCCGCUUCACUAGGGACCACAUCAAAGGGCUGCUCUCGAACGUGUUCACCGCUAGCGUGGACACGAGCUCGGUGACCAUGGUGUGGGCGAUGGCGGAGCUGAUCCGGAGGCCGGCGAUGCUGAGGAAGGCGCAGGAGGAGGUCCGGUCCGUGGUGGACGGCGGCGGCAGGGAGAGGGUGCACCCCGACGACGUGGCGAAGCUCAGGUACCUGAAGGCGGUGGUGAAGGAGACGCUGCGGCUGCACCCGGCGGCGCCGCUGCUGCUGCCGAGGGAGACGCUGCGGCAAGUGAGCAUCUGCGGGUACGACGUGCCGGCCAAGACGCGGGUACUGGUCAACGCGUGGGCCAUCGGCAGGGAUCCCCGCAGCUGGGGGGACAGGCCCGAGGAGUUCGACCCGGGCAGGUUCGACGGGGACGACGGCGUCGUCGACUUCAACGGCACGCACUUCGAGCUCGUCCCCUUCGGCGCUGGCCGCCGGAUGUGCCCCGGCAUGGCCAUGGGCGUGGCCACCGUGGAGUUCACGCUGGCCAACCUUCUCUACUGCUUCGACUGGGAGCUCCCGGAGGGGGUGCGGGUGGAGGACGUGUGA
Messenger RNA from Miscanthus lutarioriparius, 948 nucleotides. The record is from the annotation of a GenBank genome assembly. Lineage: Eukaryota; Viridiplantae; Streptophyta; Magnoliopsida; Poales; Poaceae.